Lytechinus pictus (painted urchin) is the source of this 2816-nucleotide messenger RNA. Its product is annotated as carbohydrate sulfotransferase 11-like. The transcript has 3 exons. Bases 103 to 1155 code for a protein of 350 amino acids. The record is from RefSeq and is a predicted model, not a curated record. Gene Ontology annotation, cellular component: membrane. Lineage: Eukaryota; Metazoa; Echinodermata; Echinoidea; Temnopleuroida; Toxopneustidae. Gene Ontology annotation, molecular function: sulfotransferase activity. Gene Ontology annotation, biological process: carbohydrate biosynthetic process.
UUAAAGAUACCCCUAACCUAUAUUUAACUCUCUGGAACUGAUAAAACCAAUAUAUGUAUAUAUAUUUUUUCACAAUAUAAAUCGACACUGCAAUAUUCCAUCAUGUCUAGGAUUAUAAAACCAUUUGUUGUCUGUAUGUUUGCUGCAACAUCACUUUCGAUCAUAUUCGUCGUCAGAGAUAAUUAUAAUUGGUAUUUAACAGUUAAAAGUACCUCCAUUGAGAAAUGGACCCGAAUGUCAACUGGUACGACUCAAUACACUGUUUCCAAGGAUACAACUAAAAAUAUAUCCAAAUCUCUCUCUUUCAAAGAUGUUCAGCAACAGCGUCACUCAAAUCUUCUGGAGGCAUGUGAGCGUUUAAACUCCAAGGAACGUCGAGACACCAUUGAUGGCCUGACCGCUGACAUCUUAAAGAAAAUGAAUCACAUUUUCGUGUUAGACAAAUUAAAAACUCUUUACUGUUAUGUACCUAAAACUGGCUGCACAACAAUGAAACGAAUGCUGCUCUUGCUUAAUGGUAAUAUCAAUUCAACCAACAUAGACCAUGAAACAGUUCAUAUACUUGCUGAAAGGCACUUUCCAUCAUUGGGUAAGUUCAGUCUGGAAGAUGCUAAAGAUAAAAUAAAAACUUACCGUAAACUGAUAUUUGUUCGCGAACCGUUUUCACGUAUUCUCUCAGCAUAUCGGGAUAAGCUGGAUUCAAAUGGAGCCUUCAGGAAUGAAUAUUGGUCUCGUAUAAUAAACGGGAAUGCGAGAAAUAAAGAUCUCAACAUAACAUUCGGCAAUUUUGUCGAUUACGUUGGUAAUCCAUCGCAUACGCUAGCUCUUCCACAAGAAGAGCAUUGGCGGGAAUUUCAUCGUCUUUGCCAUCCAUGCCGGGUCCCUUACGAUGUCAUUGGCCACUUUGAAACCUUCUACGAAGAUGUGCGCGAAGGACUCCAGGAAAUUGCGAAAGGUGUUGAUAUAGAAAUACCCAAAUCAUCGAAUCCUACUAAAAGCAGUAGCUCGGAAGUCUUGGUGAAAUACUAUUCUCAAGUUAGUUCGACACAGUUAGAAUCUCUCUACAAGAAGCUGGCGAAAGAUAUAAAAAUAUUCAACUACCGAGUUCCACCCUUUAUUGCUGAUCGUAUUAACACAUCACGUUACAACAUGUAAGAACUAAUUGCAUUUUCCUUAUGUGUGUUGAAGUUCUCGCACUAUGGAUAAGAAAUUCAAACCAGUUUGAAGGAAUCAUCGUUAACAAUAGAUGAUUCAAAAUACUUCAAUAUGCCGAUGAUACGGCUUUAUUCAUUUCUGGCUCUAAUACGACUUUUCAAAAAAGCGUUGGACAUGAUUUCUUAGUUCGCUCAAUUUACUGGACUUACACUAAAUUCACAAUAGACGCAAGUUAUUUUGGGAGGUAACAUGAAAAAGACAGUUUAAGACAUUGAAGAAGAACUAAACUUAAUACUCAUUUUCGUUAUCUUGGUACAGAUUUUCAUGUGAAUAUUGAUAAGAUGCCGGAUUUCCAAUUACGAUAAAUGUUUUUGAUAAAUUAGAAAGACGUAUGAUUUCAUGGUCAAAGAGAAAUAUUACUCUGGGAAGAAUAACUGGCUAAAUCUCUUUUAUUGCCAUAAUUUCCCAUCUUCUAUCAAUCCCCAGUCUAUCUGCUCAACUUAUGAAAAAAAAACAAUUCGUAUGAAAUAGAAAACCAAAAAAAGUUAGUAGGAAACAAAUAGUUGGUUCAUACGAAGACGGGGGAUAGAAAAUGAUAGCAUUAAAAAAGCAUUAAAAUUGACAUGGUUGAGAAGAUUUCUUUUAAGAAAUUGUGAUGACAUUUAUUUUUGGACAGCCUUUCCACCUCUUUUACGGAGACGAAUAUUUUCAUAACAUAUCAGAAAGGAUUAAUAAUCCACUUUGGAAAGAUUUUUUUCAUGCUAUUUUUCAUAUUUAAGAAAUCUGAAAACAUUAAUUGGUCAGCAAAACCUUUAUGGAAAAAUAGCAAAUGGAAAAAGAUGAAAAGUCUGUUUAUUUCAAACAAUGGCAAGAUAAGGGUAUAAGAUUUAUUAAUGAUUUGAUAUAGAUCAAGAAGGAAAUAUUAUAUAUUUAACCCAAUGUGAAUCAAAGUUUAAUUCAAAGGUUGGUGUUUUGCAAUAUUUUUCAAUAUGUCAGGCUUUAGAUGUACAUUUUAUCGAAACUUCCUAAACUUAAGUCAUAUAAUAUGUGAGCCUAUUGUAAUGCCGUUUAUUUCUUCUAUAUUAUGCAUGAUAAAAAGGAUGUAAAAAUAUAUACUGUUACAUAUAAGUAGAAUUGUAAGAGCAAUUACAUUCAUUUAUUUAGUCAUUUCCUCUUUAAGGAUUUUCAUAGCAUAUAAUGAUUAAGAAUAUUCCAGAAUGUCUCAGUAUAAAGCUUUGUUGGGCAUGCAUUUUAAUGAGAUGGAGUAAUGUUUGUUAUUUCUGGAAUGUACAAACAAAAGAGAUUGCUACACAAUAGACUCCUAGUGGAAGUGGAAAAGGUCAAAAUGAUUAGCUAUGUUCUUUACAUUGUUUAUUUCACUGAGGUCGUUCAAGAGUCUUCUAGAAGUGGACUUUUCUAGAAAGAAGGAUAAUGUUCUUUUCAAAGACAAUACUAGAAGCUUCCAGAAUGAUGAAUAUUUAUGAAUAAAAGCUGGCCGUUUCUUCAAGGAUAUCAUCAUAUCAGAUCAGAACUCAGAGUUUCACAGCAGACUUUAUGUCAGAGCAUAGUUUAUUUCCAACUGGAAUACAACAUUUAUCUUCUGUUGAAUUAUUUGCACGCCAUUGAUUAACUGUUUGCAGUUACUUUGAGAGAGAAAUUCU